Molecule: messenger RNA, 3362 nt
Organism: Mytilus californianus (California mussel)
Lineage: Eukaryota; Metazoa; Mollusca; Bivalvia; Mytilida; Mytilidae
Product: serine/threonine-protein phosphatase 6 regulatory ankyrin repeat subunit A-like
Exons: 28
Coding region: 181-3231 (1016 amino acids)
Biological process (GO): L-glutamine catabolic process
Molecular function (GO): protein binding; glutaminase activity
Source: RefSeq, a predicted model, not a curated record
AUUCUGCCUAGUCAGGGUAAAUAAAGGUAAACAUUUGUCGUCAAGACCGAAAAGCCACAUUUAAAUUUCUUUUUUAAAAACAAAGGUGUUCCACUUACGACAUUAAUGAUGGAAGCUCAACAUCACCUGUGUAUCAAAAUGAUUAAAAUAACCACAUGAAAAAAGAACAUUCGGCAAACAAUGAUAAAUUUUUCUUUGACAUCUCUUCUGAUGGCCGUGGGAUGCUCUAAAUUAAUUCAUAAUGUGACGAUCCGGUGCCCAACGAGUGUGGAAAGAAGGCUACAAAACUCAUACUGGAGUAGAAUUUACUGUUCGGCUGUUAAUGUUUAUCAUUGCAUCAGAGAUGAAAGAGAUAAUUUAGUUGCAACAUGUAACGAACCUGUACAAAUACCUCAAGGAAACUAUCCAAUCUAUUUACACAGAUCAGAUAAAAUACACUAUGAAAGAUGUCCAAAACAUUUAUAUCAACCAUUUCCCGUAUUGUCAUAUGAAAUUUCAGACUGCGAGUAUGAAAAAUCAUCAUGUAACGGCAUUGGCCAAAUUCCAUGUGGCAAUGGUAAUACAACUGAUGAUUCUACAUGUGGAUGUGACUAUAAAAAAGGAUAUGUUAUGAAUAGUCAAACCAAAUGUUGCUCUCCAUCAAGGUUUGAAGAAUGCUACUGCCAAUAUCAUACGUGUGACAACAAUCUGCAAGAACUCGACGCAGAUUUCAAAUGCAUAAAUAAAUGUAUGGACGGGUAUGAGAGAUCAACGCAAAAUAUUUGUGAACAAAUAUCCGACACAGCUAAGUUUAAACCAAGCAAAGACGUUUCUACAACCUUUGAACCUAUUUCACUGCCAGACAACGGCAAAGGGAAAGAUUUACUGACAAUGCAGAAUGAUGAUGUCAUCUUCUACGUCAUCACAUGUAGCGGCGUCGGUAUUUUUCUAUUUAACGUGAUUUUUAUAAUAAUAUAUGGAUCGAUCAGAAGUACAUGGAGACCGUAUCAAUUAAAAAUCCUUACAUGUUCUGGAUUUAUAUUCUUCAUGUGCUUGUUUUUUGGAUUUUGCAUUGGAUUUGCUAAUGAACAAAGAAAUUUGGCAUACGCUUUCACCAUUAUUGUUUUGAUAUUAUUAAGUACAACUUGUUAUUUAAUAAAUUCCCUGUCAGUUCAUGAGAUGAUAACAGAUCCAGAGGUAUACAACGAAGAAUAUGAUAUAAGAAGUUUUCGUCUCUUAAAAGCUGCUGCCAACGGUAAUUUGGAUGAAAUGAGAAGGUUGAGAUAUGAAGACUACAUCGACAUGGAUGUUGUUGACAUCAAUAAGCGUUCUGCACUGCAUCUAGCUGCAUGUGAAGGUCAGAACGAAGUAUUGGAAUAUAUUUUUCGUCAUAACUUUUGUUUUCUGGAAGCAAAAGAUGGAUGGGAUAGGUCAGCUGAAGAUGACAUUAGAUGGCAUCAUGCGCAGCGUCAAGAUGAAAAAUACGAUACUGCCUUAAAGAUACUAAAUACUAACAAAGACAAAAACAUCCAUAAACGGAAAAAGAAACAGUUCAAAGAAAGAAAAGCCCUAGAACUGAUAACAGCAGCUGGAAAGGGUGAUCUUCGUACAAUCAAGCGGUUAAAUCAAUUGGGCACUGACAUGAACUUGGCAGAUUACUCAGGACAAACAGCAUUACAUGCUGCUGUUGACAAUGGAAUGGUCCAUAUUGUGAACUAUCUUAUAGACACGUGUAAUGUAUCACCAUUUGUAAGAUGGAGACGUGACAGACGCCCUAUUGACGUUGCACUGGCUCAUGGAAAAGAAGAAAAUUUGGGAAGGAUCAAAUCCUAUAUGUCAAGCAUACUAAAGAAUGGCACAGACAGGGCUAAGUAUUCAGAACAAUACAAAACAAAAGUGGUUAUACUACCACCAGAGGAUGUUGCGAUUGUGCGUCUCCUGAACUAUGCUUCAAGAGGUGAUGUUGAACAAAUGAAAGGUUUCAAGGCAUCAGGUUACAGGAUGGAUGUCUAUAAUUAUGACAGUCAAACAGCGCUUCACAUAGCAGUAAGGGAAAAUCAAGAGUAUGUAGUUGACUUUCUUCUGGGGGAAUGCGACCAAAUAGACCUUGCUCUAAAUAAAAAAGACAGAUGGAUGAUGACUCCCUGGGAAGUCGCAAAGAAAUCGGCAAUGAAAAGUGUGUAUUAUAUUUUUUUGAAGAAUUGCCCGGAAUUAGUGGAAACAGAAAAUGAUGAUAUUAAGACGUGUCAAUUGCUGAAUGCAGCUGCGGAAGAAAAUCUUGAAACACUUAACAGCUUACAUGAACAGAAUGUCGACAUGAAUCAGAGAGAUUACGACGGGAGAACUGCUUUACACCUUGCAGUUUGCGAACAGAAGAUAAAAGCUGUUAAGUUCCUGAUAAAUAAAGCAAAAGUUGAUAUGACAAUUCCAGACAGAUAUAAUCGACUUCCUAUUGAUGAAGAUACAAGUGCAGAAAUUAAAGACUUACUGGAACGCUACAAGAAUGAUGAAAAAACGAGAAAUGAGUUUAGUAUGUCAGCUACAGAAGAUACAUUGAUGCAUGUAAUGAAGGCUUCUACAAUGGGGAUUUUGAAUAAACAAACUGAUUUACGGUACAAAUACUUCAAAAUGGAUAGUUGUGAUUACUUUGGAGACACUCCAUUGCAUCUGGCUGCUGCUAAUGGUAAAAAAGAGGAUGUUCAGUACCUAUUAUUCAAGCGAAGAGCCUCACCGUUUGUUAAAAACAACUCUCGGAAAACACCUAUUGAUUUGGUUAAAGAGAACAUUGAAUUUUGGAAACUGAAAAAUAGUGGUAUCCAUACCGGAAGAAUCAAAGAACAGUUAAUCGAGAUACGUGAUCUAAUAAAGAAUGAAAUGUCUGAUGCUGAAAAUAUGAACAUAGAAGAAGACGAUACAUUUAAAAAGCUGAGUCCAAAGGAAAAAUUAUUUCUGUUUCAUAAUAGAAUUUUUAAAGGGGAUAUUUUUGCUAUUCGAAGGUUUAUAAAGACAGAUAGAGAUAUAUUAAACCAUAUUGACUACGAUUCUAGGUCUGCAUUACAUAUUGCUGCAGCAGCUGGACAUACUCACUUGGUUAAAUUCCUCCUCAAUGAAGGGGUCAAUAAAGAUAAACAAGAUAGAUAUAGAUUGACACCUUUGGACGAAGCGAAUAGGAAUGGAGAUGACGAAAUGAGAAAAUUGUUGACAGAAAUGCAGAACACGUCAAUGUUAAAAAAAGACAUUAAAAUUCAGUGAUACCAAGGGUUUCUUGCAUGAAAAAAAUAUCGCACAGCAGUGUUAGCAAUUAUUAAGAACUGAUCAAUGUUAAACUAUUGUUUGUUUUUGUGAUCUCAUUUUUUAUAUUGUUAGAGAAAUUUGUACCUUUA